Messenger RNA from Anopheles marshallii, 1218 nucleotides. RefSeq names its product suppressor of lurcher protein 1 (gene Sol1). The record is from RefSeq and is a predicted model, not a curated record. Gene Ontology annotation, cellular component: plasma membrane. The coding region runs from base 1 to 1218 and encodes 405 amino acids. Lineage: Eukaryota; Metazoa; Arthropoda; Insecta; Diptera; Culicidae. The transcript is spliced from 8 exons.
AUGGAACACGCUCAUCAAUUAGUAAAGGUGACGAAUUUCAUGCUACACUUGAUGCUGCUGCUACCACUGCAGACAACAUCGACCGGCGGCAGCAGCAGCAGUGGCGGUGGAAAUCCACCGAUGAGCACCAACAGCAUCGUCGGUAUGGCCGGUGCGGUGGGAAAAUCUCCAACGGAUUUCGUCGGCCCGAUCGGUGCGAUCGCAAGCAGCGGGCGCGAAAGGUCGCACUUAAAAGGGACCGAGGGCUGCAAUCGAGUGGUGUUCAGCUCUAGUCGCAUCCGGAACGGCAGUAUCGCACCGUCCCAUUCGAAGCAUUCCGGUCUAUUCCCAUCGAGCUUGUGCCAGCUGUACGAGUUCGUGGGCGAUGGUGCGGAACGUGUUCAGAUCAUCUUUUCGGAGUUCCGCCUUCCGUCGAAGCUCGGCCCAACCGAAUGCGGUGACACGGAUAUCCUAAUGGUUUACUACAUCGUUAACGACCGCGAGGAGCUGGUGGAAACACUUUGCGGUGACACACUACCUAAGCCGAUACUCUCCGACGGCUCGCGGUUACUGCUGGAGCUACGCAGCAGCUACAACAACACGGAAAACAAGGGAUUUACCGGGGACUUUUUCUUUCUCACAAAUUUUGGGAUUCCCACCGGAUAUCAACCGAACCAGUCUGAAUGCACCUUUCACUACUUCCGGAACGCCACCAACCAAGGAUGGAUCCAGUCACCGAACUUCCCCGGUGCUUAUCCAAGAAACAUCAUCUGCAACUAUUUCUUUCACGGUGGACCCAACGAUUUCGUCCACGUGCGUUUCACAUACUUCGACAUCGAAGGAAUACGACCCUGCGACGAGGACACUGCCAGCGAUUACGUGGAGUUUUCUAAUUUUGUCACGCGCGAUCGCAAAUACGCCAUGUACUGUGGUAACUGGCGUGAGCUUGUGGUGCGCUCGGAUGGCCGUUUCUUUCGCAUUACGAUGGCAUCGAACGAUCGUCUGGAUGGGACCGGUUUUCGGGCACUGUACACGUUCGAAACGGUACAGAUCGAGACGACGGAGCGGAUCGAGGAAGCGUCGAUUGGCAAGGUCACUACGACCAGUGCCGCCGGCAGGCUGCACGGCCUGCUGUACCCGGUAGCACUGUUUACGGCAGUUUCUUCACCCACCAACAUGCCAAGAUUCACCAUCAUUAGUAUCAUUAGCUACAAGUUAAUAAAAUUUCGUCAAGACUGA